Messenger RNA from Epithele typhae, 1053 nucleotides. Its product is annotated as concanavalin A-like lectin/glucanase. The transcript is spliced from 7 exons. The coding region runs from base 1 to 1053 and encodes 350 amino acids. Gene Ontology annotation, biological process: polysaccharide catabolic process. NCBI's taxonomy places the organism in Eukaryota, Fungi, Basidiomycota, Agaricomycetes, Polyporales, Epitheliaceae. Gene Ontology annotation, molecular function: cellulase activity. The record is from RefSeq and is a predicted model, not a curated record.
AUGCGGCCUUCCAUCUCAGCGCGACAUAGGAUCCCCCUCAUCCUCGCUCUUGGCUUUGUGGUAGACCACACCGUUGCGGACCAAACACUCUCAGGGCCGGGAGACUGCGCGCAGGCGGGGGCGUACACGAUCUGCCAGAACUUGUGGGGUGCCGACACAGGCACGGGCUCGCAGAGCACGACGCUGAAGUCUGCGUCAGGGAGUUCGGUUGCUUGGGAGACGACGUAUACGUGGGCGAACAGUCCCAACAACGUCAAAAGUUAUGCCAACGUUGACCAUAAUACGGCGAAAGGCAUGCAGCUUCAAGACAUCGUCUCUGCUCCCACUUCUUGGCAGUGGAACUACCAAUCAGCCGAUAGUGACCUUAGAGCAGACAUCUCUUACGACAUCUGGACCGGAGUCCCACAGUCAGGUGCCGUCGCGUCCUCCGCCUCUUCGUACGAGAUCAUGAUCUGGCUCUCCCAGCGCGGUGGCGUGGGUGGCAUUGGCAGUACCGUGGCGCAGAAUAUCCAGCUGGGUGGACAUAGCUGGAACCUCAAGCACGGUCCGAACUCCAACUGGGAUGUCUUCUCGUUCAUAACCGCGGAGGGAGAUAUUACGAAUUUUGAUGCGGAUCUCAAUGACUUCUUCCAAUACCUCAUUGACAACCAGGGUGUAGCCAAGACUCAGUUCCUGCAGGCAAUCCAGGCUGGCACGGAACCAUUUACUGGCUCCGCGGACCUCGUCACGACCAGCUUCAGCGUCGAUGUCUCAACAGGCAACGAGCCAGCGUCCUCCUCAUCCUCACCUCCUCCCCCCUCUUCAACUUCGGUCCAUGUUACAUCAUCGUCCUCGUCAGUUGGGUCGAGCAGUUAUUCGCCUGGAGCGUCCUCCGCAAGCAACAAUGGCCACUCGAGCUCCACGACCGCCGAUGGUGGUUCCAGCACAAGUUCAUCACCUGCGGAACAGACGGGCGGUACUGUCCGUGGGGCGGGGAAUCCCCAAUGCGGGCUGCGGAUGCCAGGCCAGCAGCGGAUGAUACGGCGGAGCUGGCUCCGGUCGUUUUUGCAGUAG